Molecule: messenger RNA, 2268 nt
Organism: Echinops telfairi (small Madagascar hedgehog)
Lineage: Eukaryota; Metazoa; Chordata; Mammalia; Afrosoricida; Tenrecidae
Gene: ADGRE2
Product: adhesion G protein-coupled receptor E2
Exons: 16
Coding region: 1-2268 (755 amino acids)
Biological process (GO): adenylate cyclase-activating G protein-coupled receptor signaling pathway; cell surface receptor signaling pathway
Cellular component (GO): membrane
Molecular function (GO): G protein-coupled receptor activity; calcium ion binding
Source: RefSeq, a predicted model, not a curated record
AUGGGUACCUUGGAUCUUUUUGCACCUGUCAUCGCCUCCCCAAUUUCUGUUCUAGGCCUCUGUACUCUGCCGAUAUCACUAGGAAGUGUUGCCCAGAAGCCUAGAGCUCCCUGUGCUCGGUGCCCACGGCAUGCCCAUUGCAUCAAUGCCACUGCCUGCAUCUGUGAUCUUGGAUUCGCCACUCUAUCAGGAAAGAACAUCUUUAGCAGCUCCUUGGAGAUCUGCUCAGAUGUGGAUGAGUGCACUUCCGGACAACACCGAUGCCACAAGUCCACCUACUGCCUUAACAAGAGGGGCAGCUACGAAUGCCACUGUCUGCAGGGCUGGGUGGCCAAGAGUCUCUCCCACUUCUUUGGCAAAGUCCAGAAAUUAUCCCGAGACUUCACGCCAGCCCUAGUUCAGAACACUAUCCAGGACCUCAUACAAGGGCUGGAUGAGCUUCUGGAGGCUCCUGGGGACUUGGAGAACCUGACCCGCCCAGAGAAGCACUGUGUGGCCACUGAGCUGCUUAGUGGCCUAGAGAAUGUCUUGAGAGGCUUGAGCAAGAUCCUGCCCACCAAGUCAUUGACCUUGAAUGCUCCUGGAGGCACAGAACUGUCUCUGAAGGUACAGGAGCGAGGAGUCGGGAAUGUUACCCUGAGCCAGGAUAACACGAGGAUGCUGCUGGACUGGGACACAGUACAGGAACCUAGUGACUCCGGGCCUUCUGUGGUGGGCCUGGUCUCCACUCCCGGAAUGGGCAAGUUAAUGGCUGGGGCGGCUCUGCAAGAGACACACAAGGGCUUGCUGUGGGGCGUCUCUCCUGGCUUGCUCUCAGACAUCAUCUCUGCCUUCCUGAGCAAGAAUGGCACCCAUAGCCUCAGCUCCCCAGUCACCUUCACAUUCUCCCACCAUCCAGUGACCCCUGGCCUGGGGCAAGAGGUCGUCUGUGCCUUCUUGGAACAUGAAAAAGGCAAAUGUGGUCACUGGGCCACCACAGGCUGCAGGACGGUGAUCACCAGGGAUGACAGCACCACCUGCAGCUGCACCCACCUCAGCAGCUUUGCCGUCCUCAUGGCCCACUAUGACACGCAGGAGGAGAACCCUGUGCUGACUGUGAUCACCUACGUGGGGCUGGGCCUCUCCCUGCUGUGCCUCCUCCUGGCAGCCCUCACCUUCCUCCUGUGCAAAGAUAUCCAGAACACCAGCACCUCCAUCCACCUGCAGCUCUCACUCUGCCUGUUCCUGGCCCACCUCCUCUUCCUCAUUGGGAUCGACCGAACUGAGCCCAAGAUGCUGUGCUCCAUCAUCGCGGGUGCCUUACACUACCUCUACCUGGCCGCCUUCACCUGGAUGUUUCUGGAAGGCCUGAACCUCUUCCUCACUGCCAGAAACCUGACAGUGGUCAACUACUCCAGUAUAAGCAGAUUCAUGAGGAAGCUCAUGUUCCCUGUCGGUUAUGGAGUCCCAGCCGUGAUUGUGGCCAUUUCUGCAGCAGCCAGACCUCAACUUUAUGGAACAUCUGCUCGCUGCUGGCUUCACACAGACAAAGGAUUUCUAUGGACCUUCCUUGGACCGGUCUGUGCCAUCGUCUCUGUAAAUUUGGUUUUCUUCCUGAUGACCAUCUGGAUUGUGGGAAACAAACUCACCUCCCUCAACAAGGAUGUCUCCACCCUCCAGAACACACGGAUGCUGACAUUUAAAGCAAUGUCUCAGCUCUUCAUCCUGGGAUGCACCUGGUGUCUGGGCAUCCUCCAGGUGGGCCCAGCUGCCCAGGUCAUGGCCUACCUCUUCACCAUCCUCAACAGCCUACAGGGUGUCUUCAUCUUCCUGGUCUACUGCCUCCUCAGGCAGCAGGUCCGGGAGCAAUACAGGAAAUGGUUCCGAGGGGUCAGAAAAUUGAGAGCAGAAUCUGAGAUGUACACUCUCUCCAGCAGAGUCCUGUCUGAUGCCUCCAAGCCUAACCUGGUAGGAUCUUCACAGAGCACUUUACUAACCUUCACCUUCCUCCUGUGCAAAGCCAUCCAGAACACCAGCACCUCCAUCCACCUGCAGCUCUCACUCUGCCCAUUCCUGGCCCACCUGCUCUUCCUCAUUGGAAUCGACCAAACUGAGCCCAAGGGCCUGAACCUCCUCCUCACUGCGAGAAACCUGACGGUGGUCAACUUCUCCAGUGUGAGCAGAUUCAUGAGGAAGCUCAUGUUCCCUGUGGGCUACGGAGUCCCGGCUGUGAUUGUGGCCAUUUCUGCAGCAGCCAGGCCUCACCUUUAUGGAACAUCUGCCCGGUAA